This is a messenger RNA of Cryptococcus wingfieldii CBS 7118, 1962 nucleotides long. RefSeq names its product beta-catenin-like protein 1. The record is from RefSeq and is a predicted model, not a curated record. The coding region runs from base 1 to 1962 and encodes 653 amino acids. Gene Ontology annotation, cellular component: spliceosomal complex. NCBI's taxonomy places the organism in Eukaryota, Fungi, Basidiomycota, Tremellomycetes, Tremellales, Cryptococcaceae. The transcript is spliced from 8 exons.
AUGGAUAUCGACAAAAUGUUCAAGCUCCCAAAGCUCCCAGCAUCAGCCGGCCAAAAACGCAAAAUGCCCGACAACCCGAACCCAGAGUAUCUCAAAAAGUUCAAAUUCGACGAGGCUGCUCCCCUAUCUCAAGCCACGGACGAACCUCAUGUGAACGGUAAUGGGAAGGGGAAGGGGAGACAGGUGACGGUCCAGGAUGAGGAGAUGGAAGAGAGGGAGGAACGUAAUGCCGGAGGAGGAGGAGGAGGAGGAGGAGGAGGAGGAGGAGGGGAGGUGGAAGAUUUCUAUGAUGAUGCGGAUGAUGAAGGGCGUUUCUUCGGGGGAGGCCUCAAUAACGAGCAAGAACAAAUCUUGAACAUCUUUGACGCGGCCGGCGAAGGCGAAGACGGGCCUGUCCUAGACUUGCCAGCCCUCAGAAGACAGCUGGGCAAGUUUGAGAGGAUCGUCACGAAGAAUGCAGAACAGCGCGGAAAGUAUCCCGAUGACCCCUCCAAGUUUAUAGAGUCCGAAGCCGACCUCGACACCUCCCUCAAAUCAUUCCUCCCCCUCACCCAGAACCCACCUUUAUUCUACCCCGAACUCGUCAAAGCCGGUAUCAUCCCCAUCCUCUCUGGGCUGCUCGCGCAUGAAAACACCGAUAUCGCUGUUGACGUCGUGGAAGUCAUUCGGGAGUUGACAGAUGAAGAUGUCGGGGAGGAGGAAGAUGCGGAGGGCGGGGCGGAAGAAGAGGAGAGGGCUAGUAAGACGAGGAUGGCUAUUGGGCAGCUUAUCGACGAGCUUCUGAACAACUCACUCCUCGACCUCCUCGUAUCCAACCUCUCCCGCCUAAACGAAUCCGAAGAAUCCGACUCCCAAGGCGUCUUCCACAUCCUCGCCGUAUUCGAAAACCUGCUCUCCUUCAUGCCCCCUCUCGCCUCCACCAUCACAAGCGAAACAAGCCUCCUCGGCUGGUUGGUCAGCAGGCUGGAAAAGGAGGGGUACGAUAGUAAUAAGCAGUAUGCGAGUGAAGUGUUGGCGAUGUUGUUGCAAGAAGGGCGGGAGGUGGUUUUGAGGUUUGCGAAAUUGGAUGGGCUGGAUAAGCUGCUUCAGGUUCUUUUCCAAUACAUCAAAAAAGAUCCCGGAGACGGGGAAGAACUCGAGUUCAUGGAAAACGUAUUCGACUGCGUCUGCACCUCCCUCGCCGAGCCCGAGAUGAAACAAGAAUUCCACGACUCUGAAGGCGUAGAAUUGAUGGUCAUGAUGAUGAAGGAAAAACGCCUCGCCCGAACACGCGCCAUCAAAGUCCUCGACUACGCCCUCCAAUCACCCCCCGGCGCCCCCUCCUGCAUCCGCUUCAUCACCGCAUCCGGCCUCCCCACCUUCUUCUCCGCCUUCAUGGGCAAAUCCACGAACAAAUCCAAAAACCGGCACCUCCAGACCAGCCAGGUGGAGGAUGAAGAGCACUUGUUGGGUAUCUUGGGCAGUCUGUUUACGAAUCUGGAGAGUGAUUCGCCAGAGAGGAUCAGGCUGAUAGCCAAAUUUGUCGAGGAAGGGUAUGCAAAGGUGGAGAGGCUGCUUGAACUGCGCGAAGCUGCCGAAAGCAGGCUCGCACCCGUCAAGCGGGAUAUCGAGGAUGAAAAGAAGACUCUGAAAGCGGAAGGCGCGGUGGAAGAGGAGAUUGAAGAGAUGGAGGUGGAGUGGUAUUUGAGAAAGAUGGAUGCGGGUCUGGCGAGUUUGCAGAAUGCGGAUUAUGUGCUGGCGUGGGUGGUCAUGGAGGAUGAUGGGGCGAUGACACACGCAAGACUGUUACUCUCGAGGAAGGGCAUGAACUUCAAGAACGUCUCAUCAGUCUUGCGAGAACUCAAAGACAACAUCGGUGACGACGAAGAAGAAGAAGGAGAAGCAGCAGAAGGCGAAGCAGGAGGAGCAGCAUUGCAGAGGAUGAUUCUGGAGCAGUUGAUAGCAUUCUUGGAGGGUCUGUGA